This is a messenger RNA of Spea bombifrons (plains spadefoot toad), 1138 nucleotides long. It is a transcript of the gene NXPH4, whose product is annotated as neurexophilin 4. The coding region runs from base 178 to 960 and encodes 260 amino acids. The record is from RefSeq and is a predicted model, not a curated record. The transcript has 2 exons. Gene Ontology annotation, molecular function: signaling receptor binding. Lineage: Eukaryota; Metazoa; Chordata; Amphibia; Anura; Pelobatidae.
UGUCUUAUUCCCACUUUCACCAUAGACAGUGGCUCGGAUUCUUCUGAACCUUAAUCAAUGGGGGAAGAUUUCAUUCCAGCCAUCCAAUCUCUCUGGACAGGGCACCGUUCCCUAAGCUAGGAAGUUCCCACUUGCUUCCUAUUCUUGUCUUUACGUUGAGUGCAGAUCCUUAAGAGGAUGGAUCUCGUCUACUGGGCAUUUGUCAUUUUCUGCCAGUGGAUUCUACAAAAGGUACUCUGCUUAGAAGGCCACAUAUCAAAAACGUUAGGAUACGUUGACCUGGGGGCAACUGGAAUGGUAAAGAGUAAUCCAUAUGGCACAACAAAGCCUCAUUCUAUCCACCCUUAUAAGGUCCUCUCUAGUGAUCCAUUCAAAGCAAAACACCCAAUCCAGAAUCCUCUUAGUCCAUGGGAAUGGAGCAAAAACCAGACACUGCUGAGUGGGGGAGUUGGCCAAAGAGCAAAGCGUAAACCUUCUCUGAAGAUUGGGAGGACCAAGAAGAUCUUUGGUUGGGGAGAUUUCUACUUCAACAUCAAGACAGUCAAGUUUAGUCUGCUGGUUACUGGUAAAAUCGUGGACCAUAUUAAUGGGACUUUCAGUGUUUAUUUCCGGUAUAACUCCUCAAGUCUAGGCAAUGUAUCUGUCAGCAUUGUACCUCCUACAAAGGUGGUAGAGUUCGACCUCCUUCAGCAGUCUACUUUGGAUACCAGAGAAACCAAGAUUUUUAAUUGUAGGGUGGAAUACGAAAAGACCAAUAGCGCCUUUAAGAAUAAGCCUUGUCUUUAUGACCCGGCCAAAUCAUGUUAUAUGGAACAUACUCAAAGUCACGCUGCUUGGCUUUGUGCCAAACCUUUUAAAGUUAUCUGCAUCUUCAUCUCUUUCUACAGCAUUGACUACAAGUUGGUGCAAAAGGUGUGCCCAGAUUACAACUUCCAGAACGAGAAUCCCUACUUUGGUUGAUGGACACACUGGCAGGGAGGUCAGCAAACGGUUUCACGUGUGAAGGGGGUGAUGCAGUUGGUCCAUUAGGCAUGAGGUCCAGGGUAUACUACGUUGACCACUUUACUUUAUAUGACCAGGUGCAUCUGGGACUAAGUUAUACUACAUAUCAAUAAAUUAGACUUUCUGGAAAAAAAAA